AUGGAGCUGGAGCGAAACUGCACGCUGUACAUUUACAGCAGUCGAGGGGACCCUCCCUCGACUGCGGAGUUGCAGAAAAAGAUCGAAAGCCCCAACGAGGCGACAAAGGCGGAGGGCAUGCAAGAUCUCAUCGUCGGCAUGACGCAGGGGGAGGCGUACACUCGGCUGCUGAUGACGGUUAUUCGCUACGCGAUGCCCAGCAAGGACAAGCAGGUCAAAAAACUCACGCAACUCUAUCUCGAGAUCGUCGGCAAAUGCAGGCCGGAUGGAUCCCUCAAAGAGGAAAUGAUUCUCGUCUGCAACGCGCUGAGAAACGAUCUGAUGUCUCCGAAUGAGUACGUCCGGGGUUCGACGUUGCGCCUGCUGUCGAAGAUUCGGCAGUUCAAAGUUCUGGAGCCUCUCAUUGAGGCGAUGCUCCAAAAUCUGACCCAUCGCCACAGCUACGUCCGCCGUAACGCCGUUAUGUGCGUUUACUCGAUCGUCAAGAAUUUCGGACUUGAUGCAAUCCCCGCAGCCAUCGAUCAGGUGGAGCAACUGCUUCUCACGGAAAGCGACUUGACGACGAAACGAAACGCCUUCCUCGUGCUGGUGCACUGCGCCAGCAAGCGCGCAAUUCAAUUCAUUCUUCAGCAGCGGUCUGAAGACGGGACAGGCGGCCUCGGCUUCCUCCUCAGCUCUGGAGAUCUCUUCCAGUUGGCGCUUCUUGAACUCCUCAGAAAAGUCUGCCGACAGAAACAGCAACAAAAAGCGGGUCUUCUGCGGCUGAUUAUUUCGAUUCUUCCGAGUGCGCUGCCGUCUGUGGCGUACGAAGGCGCGUGUUCUCUCUUGGCGCUCUCGCGGUCGCCUGUCUCGCUGAAGGCGGCUGCUAGCGCCUUCUCCUCGCUCCUGUGCGGGAACAGCGACAACAACGUGAAACUGAUUGUUUUGGAUCGACUGCAAGAAUGUGUCCAGCGGGCGACACGGAGAACGAUGGAAGAAUUCGUCAUCGAUCUCCUGAGAGGUUUGCAAACGCCGUCGUUGGAAGUCCGGCGAAAGACUCUGGACCUCGUUUUGCAGAUUGUGGGCAGAAACUCGAUUGAGCAACUCGUGAAUGUGUUGAAGCGCGAAUUGCUCCGAACAGCGGAGCCCGAGCAGCUGACUGUCCCCAAGACGAUGGAGUAUCGGAGACUCCUCAUCAAAGCAGUGCACUCGUGUUGCAACCGCUUCCCUGACGCGGCGGCGUCGGUGGUGAACGUUUUGAUCGAUUUCUUGAGCGACGUAGACGUCACAACUGCCACAGAGGUAGCUGUGGUCAUUCGCGAACUCGUCGCGACUUGCGCAGAUCUUCGCUCACGCAUCAUCUCGCGCGUCGUCGACGCCUUCCCCGACCUCGCGCACCCGAGAGUCCUGCGUGUGUCGCUGUGGAUCCUCGGCGAGUACUGUGAAGACUCGGAACUUCUCGACGCCUUCCUCACUGCCGUCUACACCGCGUGCGCGCCGCUCCCCUUCACGUCAGGCGAGACGCCGGGCGCCGAAGGCGAGCAUCGCAGUGGAGGUUCGCAACCGAAACUGAAACUGACCACGCGAACUGUCGUGCUCGAAGAUGGGACUUACGGCACUGAGGACGUCUACGAAACUGUAAACGACAAAGGAGAGAGCUCGGUCAAAGCGGGAAAGUCAGCUCUGCGGAAGUUCAUUCUUGGUGGAGAUUUCCUGCUCGCGUCGACGGUGGCUGUGACGUGCACGAAACUGAUUCUCAAGACGAGCGACGAAGUGCAUGCGCAGCUGGUGGAGGAAUUCGAGAGACACCGCGAAGCAGUUCUUCGGAAGAAGGCCGAGACGCACGCCAAUCAGCCAAACGGCGACGCGCCGUGUCUCUGCGAUGGCGAGCAGCGAGACCAGGCAGACGAACGCGGCGAGGACAGAGCCAUGCCCGUCAAACUCCGAGCUUCCACGGAACAGAAGACUCGGGUUCUGUACCUCGUGGCGUGUCUGCUCAAGUUCCUCCGCCACUCUUCGUCAGGUGCGGGAGCGCACUCCGACGCGGCAAUUCGCGUUGGCCAGAGUCUCCGUGCUCUCUGCGGGCUGAUGACCGGCGUCGAGAAAGAGAAGGCCUUUGUGCGGCACUGGAUCCACAACGGAAGAUUUGCCCUCGAGCACGUCCUGGCGCUAGGCCCGCAGAGCGACGAUCCAUUCACGUGGAGUCUCCUCAAAGACGCUGGAGAAGACGAGCAGGCAGUGUCGGCGCCUGACGACCUCGCGUUCUUCCGGCAACUGCGCCCAGACCGCCAAUCUCUUCUCCUGGCGUCGGACGGCGCCCAAGGCGCGUCGCUGGGAGAAGGAGACAGCCUCGAAGAGGACGAAGUGUACUACUCUGCAGGCGCGCACGCUGCGCGAGGCGCCGGCGAACUCGAUGAGGUCGACGAGACAGAAGCCGAUCUCCAGCUGACCGUCGGAGGCGGGAAAAACAACUCUGCCUCCGUCUUCGCCGGGGCCAAGGACGAGGCUGCACUCUUCCAACAGAGACUCGCCAAAGUGCAACCCAUCACAGGACAAGCAGACCCGUUGUAUGUCGAGGCCUUUCUGCAAGUGAAUCAGUUCGAUCUCCUCGUCGAGAUGCUCGUUGUGAACCGCACUCAAGACACUCUGCAGAACGUCACUGUGGAGCUCUCGACCCACGGCGAUCUGAAGCUCGUCGACCGGCCGACUCCAGUAUCCCUCGCGCCGGGACAGCAGGCGGUGCUGCAUGCGCCGAUCAAAGUUCGCAGCACGGAGGCGGGCAUCAUUUUGGGCUACGUCACCUUUGGUCGGCGCGGGUCUUCCGAGAAGGAGUGUCUCGUGUUGAACGAGUUGCACAUCGAUCUCUUGGACUACAUCGAGAGAAGGUGGACAGGCGAGCUCGCGUUCCGGUCCAUGUGGGCCGAGUUCGAAUGGGAAAACAAAAUCCACGUCAACACUUCUUUCACGGACGUCUCGGAUUUCCUCGAGCACCUGAUGAAAAUGACAAAUCUCACAGUUGUGGGUUUCCGCCCGCCGGCGAACGUGCUGCGUCGCCUGAGAAGCUCAGCUGCGACCAGUGCGUUGGCCGAGGGCGACAGGGCAUCAGGAGACGGAGACGAAGAAGACGAAGACCGUUACUUGCAGUCCGUGAGGAAGAUUCCCACCCUGCGGAAACUGUCGGAAAGCUCGUCCUUCUUCGCCAUCAAUCUCUACUCCAGAAGCAUCUUCGGCGAAGAUGCGCUGGUGAACGUGAGCAUCGAGAAGCUGCCUGGAGGCAAACUGGCAGGGAGCAUCCGCAUCCGCAGUCGCACUCAGGGUAUCGCUCUCAGUCUCGGAGAUCGCAUUACAGUUGUUCAGCGCGGUCUCGCCAAGUAA
This is a messenger RNA of Neospora caninum, 3354 nucleotides long. RefSeq names its product adaptin N terminal region family protein,related. Gene Ontology annotation, cellular component: cytoplasm; COPI vesicle coat. The transcript is spliced from 19 exons. Gene Ontology annotation, molecular function: structural molecule activity. Gene Ontology annotation, biological process: intra-Golgi vesicle-mediated transport; endoplasmic reticulum to Golgi vesicle-mediated transport; intracellular protein transport. The record is from RefSeq and is a predicted model, not a curated record. Lineage: Eukaryota; Apicomplexa; Conoidasida; Eucoccidiorida; Sarcocystidae. Bases 1 to 3354 code for a protein of 1117 amino acids.